ACUGAAUACUUCCUCAUCAGUGGUCGAGGGGGGAAGGCUCGGUUAUCACGGUUAUACAAGGUGUGAAGUAUCCCUAGUAAUGAGGACAGUGGUUUUGUGCCAUCGUGGCAAAGCUUUAAAGUUUCCCAAUACAUGGACUUGAUUUUACAAAGAAAAGACAUUUAACAAAUUGUUUUCGUCAUCGAUUUUCCGCCACCAAGAGGCGAGGUUAUCAUUUUUGUGCAACAUGGCGCUUUUCGGUCGUUGGAGUAAUGGUGUCGUCGCGUGUUUGAUUCAGCAAUUGAUCAUUUUUGUUUCAAGCGAGACAAUUGCUACCCCGGGUGCCUUGGACCCUCUUUGUAAUGAUUAUUCAGCUAAUCGUACUUCCGGAUAUAUGGAAUACAUUGGUUGUUUCAACUAUACUUGUAUUGAGACGGUUAGAACUUCAAAUGUCACUGAUAUAGACGAAUGUACCAGCCAAUGUAAAGAUGGUAACCAUUCCUCCUCAGCCUUAUCACUUGGAUACUUGUGUUCCUGUGGAAACUUUACCUGUCAAAUAAAGAAUCGAAUGUGCGAUAGAAAAUGUGGUAUUCCCUGUGAAAAAAGCCCCGCAGAUGUCCUUUGGCCAUGCGGGGGUAUAGGAUUCUAUCAAGUAUAUAGAAGCGGCACAUUUGAGAAUGAAGCAUCAGAUCCCCCAGGUAACAAGAUUUUGAUAUUAGCUAUCGUAUGUGGUGGGAUCGUAGUUACAACGUGCUUCGUAUGCUUCUUCGUUUCAAUAAGUGAAAGGAGACGUAAGAGGAGACACGCCAGAGAGCAAACCGAUAGCUCCACGCCAACAGAACUUACAUCUCAACCCCAAAGACCUCAGAGUGUGAGCAAUAUCUACAGUAUUGCAGGACCCAGUCGACAUCAUCUUGUUAACACCAGCAAUGGAUAUUCUGUUUCAGAGUUAACUUUGUCGUCUGAAGACACGUAUGAUCACACCACUUCGUCUGAUCGCAUCCAGAGCAGAAGGGGCAAUCGUCAAGGAUCCCACUCGUUACCACGGGGUCUCCAGCCAAGUUCUGCACAUUCAAUGCGAAAUCCGACAGGCAUGCAGAAUGUCACAGAAGAUAGGGGAAAAUGUCAAGGGGGUGGCUCAAUCCCCGAGUUUUGUUGCUCAGAUCGUAAACACGGCGUGCAAUGCAGCUGCAGGAAGAGAAGGCGUCAAGGAGGGUCCGGAUCCGAUCAGCGAACCCCUGGUGCAUACUCCAACAGGCGUGUAGGGUCGGUGAAAUGGUCAGAUAAACGGUCAUACGGGGCUGAUGGAAGUGUCAAUGAUUCACGGGGAAGGUGGCCGAGGGAGGUUGCACGGGAACCAAGAAAACCUUCGGUAGGAGAAGCGGGUAGAGGUCCAAGAAGAGAUGCCCACCUGCAGAAAAGUUCGAAGAGUAGUAAAGAAAUGUCAGCCAGCUCUAAGAAAAGGAGUAUGCUGGCCCUACCUUGUGAAAGAGAUACCGUAGGAAACAACAGUGAAGGGAGAAGUAACCAACGACCACCACCACGAUCCGACGACAAUCCUCCACCCAUUAUUCACCGAGUUGAGAAGCCAGAAGCUGUCGAAAACGAUGAUAUGCCUGGUGAAUAUUAUCAUACAUUAGAGCCUGACCAAGGAGAAAAAACAGUGGGGGAAAUGAAUGAGGGACAACAGUUCUCCAGCUCGGAGUACUUCGUCCUAGAGCCUAGUGAAUACUCGAUUGAACAAUCAGAGCCAUGUUCUGCGAUGAAAGCAAAUGGCCACCAAGGCUCCAAAGACACUCCUACCUGUUCAGGGUCUUCUGACCAACAGUAUGACUAUGCAGCAAUUCCAGGGCAGAGUAACCUUAGAUUCUUACCUUGUACAUGUAAGCAUAGGCAAGCUAAUCGCAACGAAGUGGGUGGAGAUAAUGGGAUGAUUGAUAAUAUUCUUUAUGAUCCAUCUUAGAAAUUCGUUUUCUGCUACUUUCGAGAUAUUUGCAAAUGAUACCCCCAAUCUCCCACCACAUUUACAAGCAUUUUGCGCGCAAAAACAGUGAUACUUGGACCUUAUCAAGUCAUAACCAGAAGAUUCGAGCAUAAUUAUUUGUACAUAGCCAUGAAACUGUAAUGUAUAUAGGCCUACCUGUAGCGGUAAUGAUCCCAAUACUUACAUGAAAUUAUUCUUUUAAGAGAUAAUUUCAAAUAUUUAUGACAACAUAUUAUGUACAGUAUACAAUAUGUGGUGCAUUGUGAGAUUAUCAGCACAAGACUUUACAAGUAAACUUCAUGGAUUUCUAGAAAAGACUUGCAUUAUGCUAAUCGAAAUGUAAAUAACCAUCAUGUUCAGUAUUUAUAAAGCACUCACUCAUCAUUCUAUUAGAAUUAUGUGGCCAGAGUGGCAAAGAAGAGUUUGUAAACAGUAUUAACCUAAUUUUCAAAGCAUAUUAAUCCUGGGCUCCGUAACUCAAAGGUUUGCGAUGAAUCGCAAAUAUGAGAGAACCGCACUGAUUGGUGCCCGGUCAGUAUUUUAAACCGAGAGCGCAUGCAACGAUGAUCUUGAUUGGUCAUUGGUAUUUUUUGUGAUUGGUUGCAAACCUUUCUGUUACGGAGCCCAUGCAGCGGGGCAAUUAUAGCCGGGGUAAUAUUAUGCAGUCCUUUCCUGUUUUGUUUCCAUUUUAUUGAAUUACAUCGUUUUAAUAUACGUUGUUCGUAUUGACAGUAUUUGCAUGUACAUUAUAUCGGACAGCAAGAAAUACCACUCUUUAUAUAGGCCUAGUGCAUGAAUGUAGAAAGCAAUGUAAAGAGUGGAAAUUUUUCGCUGUCCCUUAAAGAAAAUACAAUACGCUCUGAUACUGCACCUGGAAAUCAUGGCCAAAAUGCUAUCCACUAAAAUGCAUUACAUAGAUAAUAAACAAUGUAUCUUAUCGGAUUUCGCAUGAUAUUUAUUGAUUUUUCAUUCAAAUACGUUAACAUUAGGUAUAAUAUUACUCUAUAGGUUACAUAUGGCUGGACUGCAAUUUCAAAAGAAUAAGAAGGCCUAAAUAUAGUCCUACCAGAGGCGGCGUCAGGAUAUUUUGAAGGAAUGGGCAAGGUGACGUCAUUUUCCCCUCAGUUAAAUGAUAGCAGUAUAGUUGAACAAAACCCUAUUGUCUCGCUUUAUAGCACAUUUUCAUGACUUUCUGUUUUAACCUCCUUUUUUCUCAUGUUGUUCCUUAGAGAUUCAUUUGUGGUGGUCACCCCCCCCCCCCCCCAUCCCAGAGCAUAGCGUAUCCUCUGAAUAACGCCCAAACAAAUCGAUUUGCCGACAGGUAUAAUGCAAUAUGAUAAUGUUUUAUACGUAUUUAAAACUUCUGUGUUGUCAUGGUUGUGCAGCGUGUUUUGUCAUGCACUUAGACAUCCAUUGAGUGGGUUAUUUUCGUUGUUUCGCCCAAGUUAAAUAUUAUGUAUGAGUAAUAAAUACACCAGUUAGUUUUGGUUUCUAUGUAACUAGCCCAUUAUGGUGAACACAAAGAAAUAAAAAGAUAAAUGUUUAAAGUGUUUUAAUGUGAAAAUGAUGAUCUCGUGCUUUCAAAUAUUAAAUUGGUAUUGCUUCCCG
This is a messenger RNA of Lytechinus pictus (painted urchin), 3571 nucleotides long. RefSeq lists its product as uncharacterized. NCBI's taxonomy places the organism in Eukaryota, Metazoa, Echinodermata, Echinoidea, Temnopleuroida, Toxopneustidae. The transcript has 5 exons. The record is from RefSeq and is a predicted model, not a curated record. The coding region runs from base 227 to 1942 and encodes 571 amino acids.